AUGUGCCGCGAUGCGGACGCGAGCGACAAGCAGCUGCCGGAAGACCAAUUGUCACAGGACGAGGCGGAUUCGGACGGGAUUGCUGAAACACUCAAGAGGCUCCGCUACCCGAUGACCCUUUCUCCUUCUGUGCAAGGCAACGUGGGCCUGCCGAAGCUUACAAAGAGCCGCAGUGCCAAGACCACGUUCAUGCUCGCGCGCCAAAACUCUUCGUCCUCUAUCUCGAGCGAGGAUGAUUUGGAGACGGGCUUGGAACGGCCUGCGCAUACUCGACACGGUUCGCGCUCCAGUGUCUCUACGGGGUCGGACUUAGUCGAUACGGAUCUUACCACUCCUUCUCCUUGGCAGUCGGGCAUUGAUUUGGACGACGACAACGAGUUCUCGAAGCUGGAUGAUGCCGAGCUCCAGCUUCCGCCUGCCAUGUGCCCGUCGAGCCAGGUGCUCCUGCGUAAGGGUACCUCGAGCCAAUCGAGCACAUCGCUGAAGUCGAGCUCGUUCACGGCCCCCCGUCGUACGUUCAUGUCGCCUACGUUGGCCCCACAGUCGAACACUGUUCGCGGCUCGGGAUUCCAUAUGCAGUUCAGCCGUUUGCCCGGUUCGACCAACCUCCCUACACCGGUGUUCUAUUCUGCUGGACCGGCGCAGACGCCGGGAAAGAUGGGUCAUGCUGUGACCAAGUCGCGUUCGUCGGACUCGGCUCAGGAUGUCUUUGCAGACCUCACCAACGAAGCGGCGGGACCGAGCGUGGAUCUUCACUCGGCUUCUCUGAGUGACCCGGUUCAGAACCAAAUGUCCAAGACGGAGCGGACCAAGUCGUUCUCUGCCAUCCAGGGGCGGCUGAACCGGCCUAGCAACCAAAGCCCUCUGGGCGUCUGGAAGCAGAACGUGACCAAGACUAAGGCUGCUACAAACCACUCGCCUCGUCGCACGUACAGCGACACCUCCGAGCUGUGUGACUGUCAGAAGAACUCUCUUCGGGCGAAUGCCGAUACGGGCAGCACUGCCUCGAUGAGCGGCUCUGCAGGAGGUGCCUCGUCGGACAGUCGGACAGCCUGCGAGUCUUCGGACCACAUGGAGACACCUGUGCGUGGCCGUGCUCUGCGUCGCACCGGUCACUCGUGCGGAUCUGGCCAUCGCCGGUCUUCGCGUGCAUCGUGCGACCCCUGCACCUUGCUGCGCCAAGACUCGGCGAAUUCCACGACGAACAGCACGGUUGUGCCUGUUCCGACCAAGAAUCGCGUGGCUGUUCUGGACUUUUAA
This is a messenger RNA of Malassezia japonica, 1260 nucleotides long. RefSeq lists its product as uncharacterized. The coding region runs from base 1 to 1260 and encodes 419 amino acids. Lineage: Eukaryota; Fungi; Basidiomycota; Malasseziomycetes; Malasseziales; Malasseziaceae. The transcript is spliced from 2 exons. The record is from RefSeq and is a predicted model, not a curated record.